GCCGUCACUGUCGCUGAGGCAACAUGGCGAGCACCGGCGGAAUGACCGUGGAUGGAGGAGACAUGAUGCGAUACGCUGAAUAUGCUCCAAAAACAACCGUUAGGAGCGACGCAGACAUCGACAGACGGCUGGGAGGGACUCUGAUCGCAGUCGGUCUUGGUGUGGCUGCUGCAGGUUUCGCAGGUCGCUAUGCGUUCCAGCUGUGGAAGCCUCUCGGACAGGUCUUCUCUGAAACUGUCAGGAAGAUGCCCUCAUCAGCGUUCUCAUCGUAUUACAAAGGAGGAUUUGAGCAGAAGAUGUCCAAACGAGAGGCCAGCCUCAUUCUUGGCAUCAGCCCAGCCAGCACAAAGGCCAAGGUACGUGAGGCCCAUCGGAGGAUCAUGGUCCUGAACCAUCCAGACAAAGGUGGGUCACCGUAUCUCGCUGCUAAGAUCAACGAGGCCAAAGACCUUAUGGACAAGGACAUGCGGCGAUAACCUGCAGCUAACAAACACUUUACAGACCUCCAUUACCUCGUGCAUGAUCUCAGUCCUGAGGUUCUUCUUCAUCAACAUCAGCACCGAGGCGUCCACUCUCCACGCUCCUGGAAGAUACUUUCAUGGCAUCUUAACGUUACUUCUCUUUGACAACAUUGUGAACAUAAUGUCAUACCAAGAGUGAAGGAUGUUGUAGCAUUGCACUCUAGUUGUAGCUGUACUUUAACAGUGCUGCUGCUGUAUAUAAAGUUUUAUUAAAAGUUCACAAGUGUCAGCAUGUUCAGGUACGAUGUAAUCUAUUUAAGGAAGAAGAGAAUCAUACAUUCAGAUAUUUCCAUGUUUAAACUGUUAAUGUGGAAGUAGUGAGAACCUUUUUUAAUAAAUUAUUUGAAAACA
Messenger RNA from Epinephelus moara (kelp grouper), 872 nucleotides. RefSeq names its product DnaJ (Hsp40) homolog, subfamily C, member 15 (gene dnajc15). The record is from RefSeq and is a predicted model, not a curated record. The transcript has 6 exons. The coding region runs from base 24 to 476 and encodes 150 amino acids. Gene Ontology annotation, cellular component: PAM complex, Tim23 associated import motor. NCBI's taxonomy places the organism in Eukaryota, Metazoa, Chordata, Actinopteri, Perciformes, Serranidae. Gene Ontology annotation, molecular function: ATPase activator activity. Gene Ontology annotation, biological process: protein import into mitochondrial matrix.